GGCCAAACGCCUUAAAAGUCGCGGAUUCAGAAGAAGUUGCCGAUCGUGUAAGGAAUUCAAGCUUUAAAUUUAGAAGUCAAUCAUUUCAAUGAGGUACCACCACGCUCUUUUACUUCCCGGAGCAAUCGCGAUUGCACUGCCAGAGAUCCCAACUGCGGAUUAUGGCUUAAGCGUGCAUUUCGCAAGGGACUUACUCGGUAUGCUCGCGGGCACUGCGGGCAGUGGCACAGACUCGCCUGCAACAUCAGACACGUUCCCUCUUAGCUCACCUUCGUCUCCUAUCCAUCCUGGUUUGAAAGAUCUCGGUGGCUUGUUCACAGAUCCGGUACUCCCCACGCCAUCCUCAGUGGGAAAGGUUGAUCCAGCGACUCCCACAAGCCUCGGUGUUACGUCGUCCACAGGCUCUCUAAAGCCUUCUCCGGAACAAAUAACACCUACAUCCACCACAAAGUCAGCAAGUUACCCAAAUACCUCAUCGGCCGCUAUGACCGAAAACGCGUCCGCUGACAAGAAGACCUGGAAAAUCAUUGGGAUCAUCUUCAUCGCAAUUUUGAUCAUAGCAAUAGCGAUUUCAUCCAGCAUGUUCUUCGAUCGCUGGUGGAAGGUUGCGCGAGAGUUCUUGUGCUGCAAGGGUCGAAGGAACAGUGGCAUCGAACAGUUCGUCCCUGACUGGGAGAAGCAGACCUGGGAAGUAAAACUAGGACCAGAAGAGCGUGAUUAUAGACAGCGAACAUCGUUUAUGUCUUUUCCGUUUGAUACGGGAACAGAUCAUGUGAAGGAGGAAGAUAUCCAUACGAUGAGAAACUCCGCGGACCACACUAUCCCUACCCUGCCAGUCGCGGUGCCACCUCUGUUACUCAGAGUCGUCUCUCCAUCAGACACUCGAGAGCUUCCUUGGGAUGCCGACAAUCUCCAUAAGUGCGCUCUUCACCGUCAACUUUCCGCACGCAGCGGUCGCCACGGAGACACGUACUGAGAGCGUGGAAUUU
Molecule: messenger RNA, 989 nt
Organism: Suillus subaureus
Lineage: Eukaryota; Fungi; Basidiomycota; Agaricomycetes; Boletales; Suillaceae
Exons: 2
Coding region: 89-976 (295 amino acids)
Source: RefSeq, a predicted model, not a curated record